Molecule: messenger RNA, 1640 nt
Organism: Cuscuta epithymum
Lineage: Eukaryota; Viridiplantae; Streptophyta; Magnoliopsida; Solanales; Convolvulaceae
Source: the annotation of a GenBank genome assembly
UUCACAAAUGGAAUAUAUUUUACAUAUUUUUUCAUGAUUCCACUCAUUUAGCUCAUUUAGUCAUAAUUUAAUCAAUUUGAGUAAAAUAAGUUAAUUCAAUUUAUUUUAGUAUUUUCAAACAAGAUCUAUAUUAGACUAAGUUUAUUUUUCUUUUAAAUCACAUUCCAUAUGAUCCGAAAUAAAUCAAAUUUCAAUUAGCUAAAUUACAUCUGCCCGUGCAUCGCACGGGCUUGAAAGCUAGUAAAUAAAUAAAACAGGAGAAAAGAAAACGUAAAAAAAACUAAAUGAUGAUCACGACGUUAAGAUGAAGCACUACUUUUUUUUUAAUAUGUGAGAGAUUUUGAUAUAUUUAGUUUAACUCGGUAUUUGAUAUAAAUGUGAUACAUUAUCGUGCAAAUGAUAUUAUGAAUGUUUUUAAGUAUAAAUUGGCUGAAACAAACGGCUUAUUGGCUGAAACUAAGCAGAAUGCUUUCGAACUUUUUUUUACCCUAGCGAGAGCUGAGGGUCGAGCGGCGCUGGACGAUUGCCGAUCAGGAGAGUCGAGGGGCGAGUCUCGGACGACUGGUGCGGCAAUGAGAUGGAGGACGCAGCCACGCAGGAGAUGAUGGACGUAGAGAGGAUCGAGAACAGGUAGACGAACAGGAAGGUAAGCUCGUUGCUAUGUAUGGGGGCCUGGGAUUUGGGGGAUUACAGGAUGAACUGCUGAUUGAAGAUGAAGAGGAAGGGGAAUCGGCGAUCGGGGCAGUGAAGGCAAAGGAAUUUCCGGUGGUUGGGACGAUUCUCACGGACAAAGUCAUUCGAUUUCCGUUCUUCAGGGACUUCAUGGCUGAUUUAUGGCGUCCAAAGAGAAAUUUUGCCCUCUUCUAUACGAAAACGAGGGGCUAGCUAUGACUAGACCAUUUGGACCGUGGCUUAGAGCGAGUGGAAGGAAAUCGAAGCCAAACAUGAGUAGCAAAUGGCUGAUUUCGGAAGAAAGCUCCUCCGGAGGUGGCACGUAUACAUCAAGUAUUGUGAGGUCAAUGCAGGAGGUGGACCCAGGUGAGAUAGAAGGGAAUCAAGGGAGUACCAAAGCCGGAAUGGGGAAUGCUAUGAUUUCAGGUGAGAUAGAAGAGGAAGGAGCACCAGGAGAGCUGAAGAGGAGACGAACUUGGGAGGAUCAGGCUAGGGAGGAUGCUGCAAAGGAUGUGAUGGCGCUGGACUCCCCAAAAAACAGGGUAGGGGCGGGCGCUGGACAGAUGAUCUGAUGCUGAUUACGGCUUCUUUAGCUGAGAAACUUAUUUACUCUCUUUAUUUUGUUUUAUUUAUUUCCCACGUUCUGGAUGUUGUUUUUGUUUUGGUUGUGCUGUGUUUUCCAGCAAAAAAACUAGUGAAUCUAAAACAGGAGAUGAGGAGUCGUGUCUGCAAGUCAUUGGCUCGGGUAAGCCCAAAGCGGGAUCAGUGAAUUAUAUGGCUUCUACGGAGGUGAUUAAUUCAGAGUCUGGUUCUUGGGCGGACGGUAGACAGGAGACUUGUCACUUUGUAACCUGUUUUGAUUCGGUCCGUUUGAUCUGUUUGAUAAUGAUAAGUUAAGCCAGUUUCGUUCAAAAAAAUGUUUUUAAAAAUAAAUGAUUAUCUUAUAAAUGUACAACCUGUUUGGUAAC